CUGACAUUGAUGUCCCGGUUUAUCUAAAAAUAUGGCGGAUACUGAGUUAGCGAAAGCGUUGAAAGAUCUGCCGGGUCGUGUUCAAACUUCAAGCCAAAAAGACCGAUACGAGGUUAUACACAAUGUCAUCGAUGUCUUGUCAAAUCCAGGCAUCAAUGAAAAAAUUGUCAGUGGAAUUUGCAAAGUUAUAUCGAUUACUCUCCAUCGAUAUAAGGACAGCAAAUCCCAAUCUUACGUGAGGAAUUUAAUAACUGAGUUAUUGAAGCACCAGUAUGCCCAUGGUGUUAAAUAUAUGACUGGCAUCAUCUCCGAGCAGGCUUUGUGGCACCAGAAUGUUGUCCCAACAUUGAGUACGUCAUUGACUGCAUACCUGUCGCUAAAAUGGACGACUUUGGUGAUCAAUGCGAUGCCCCGGGGCCACUUAUCAAGUCACCCAGAGUGCCAGAAACUCCUGGAAGCGCAAGCGAGUCUCAGUGCAGCAGCGCUCGCGUACAACAACUUGCUGAGUGAAAAAGUAUAUAAAUUACUGAGCCACUUGUGGAAAUCAACAGAAAAUGCUGAAGAAAUUUACAUUAGUAAUUUGUCCAAAAUGGAACCAACUAAUGGAGUGAUCGUGCUCUCGAGUUUGCUGAUAAAACAUCUGGUGGCGGUUAAAAAGGAAGAGCUGAUUGAUCCCUUCAAGAAUAGUAUCAUAGAAGGGUUUAUAAAAAUAGCAAUAAGUUGCAAGAAAAAGCCCGAGCUUUUUGUAGUGGACGCAGCCGCACCGUUUUUACGACGGCUGUCUCAUGAUGAUUUUAAGAACCAGGUGCUGCCGGCGCUGCAGAAAGCGAUGCUGCGUAAUCCUGAGAUAAUAAUCGACUCGGUCGGACACAUUCUGACGGGGCUGAGUCUAGACUUGAGUCGCUACAGUGAAGACAUCAGCAAAGGUCUCUUUACUAAUUUGCAUUCAAAAGAAGACACGGUGCGGGAUGAAGCAGCUGACGCUUGCCGUCGCCUAGCUCUCCAGUGUUCAGACACCGGAGCAUUGGAGAAACUUUUAACGCUGCUGUUUGCAAUUUUCCACGGCUCGGAAGGUAAACUGACUGUUGCUACCCACAAGAUUUCAGUGCUGACCGGCGCGGGAAAUCUGAGCUUCAAUGCAGCAGGAAGUGGAGUCCAGCAAGUAGCUGAAGCUGCAUGCAAUCAUUUUAUAAAAGUCCUGGAUACUGAAGUCCAUGAGAAGACUUUGAUACACGCGCUGGAGAUGAUGAGUCUCUGGUGCCAGAAGUUCACCGGCGAUGUGCCGAAAAAUAUUAUCGAGGCGUUCAAGAAGGCGAUGAAUGCCAAGACAUCGACAACUGGACUACGAACUGCGUACAUUAAAUUACUCUUCACUUUGCCGAUCAUGUCCCACGCAGCCACGAUUACUCCGAUACUUACCCAAGCGAUAACUCGCGCUACCCAGCAGUCAACUCAAGCAUCAGCGGUAACUGAAGGACUCGUCGCCUCUUAUCUGCUCCUAAAAUUAGUAAUUGCCGGUCAAGUGGAAAACAACAAGCAGAGCGUGCUUUGGUCUGCGAUAGACGACCAGGUAUUUUUUUCCGACAAGUUUCUUUCCAGCUGCGGUGACGAAAAUCUUUAUCACUUGAUGCAGCUCUGCGAUUUGUUGAUCACCGAGUUCUCGGACCGCUUGAACGAGAAAGCACUCGGUGGAGUCCAUCGGGCGAUUAUUGUCUGCAUAGUUGCUGCUAACUCAUCAACGCGAAGACGCUGCGCAACUCUGAUGAAGAAAAUGCUCACCGGGCUGAGUACUUACGAGCCCUGCCAAGCUCUUAUCAAAGAGUUCAACCGAUUCAUCGAGACGACCAAGCUCAAGGACAACGAGAAGGAAAAUAAAGAAGACAAAGAAAGUGCUGAGAUCAACGGACGUUGUCUAGCUGAUGGACUUUUGUCCAUUUGCUCCGCUACAUUUUUAUUCGACGAGCCAGCUUACAAACUCGUCGGCGACGCGCUGAUUCCCGCUCACCACCCGACUGUCGUCAAAACGAUGCCCAACUUGUGGUUGAAGAUCUGCGCCACUGCUAAGUUGAAGCCAGACAAAUUUUUCAAUGACUACGCUGCUGAAAUACGGGAAAUGUUUGUUGAUAACUACAAGCCGACCGCUUCGUAUGAGAACGCCGUGGCGACGAUAGUGUCGUUCACUCCAGAAGUCCUGCUGCCGUCUCUCGUCAAAGUCAUCACCGAUUAUUUAGAUGAUCCGGAGAUUUUAAAAGUAACCAAGGACGAGUACUUUACCUACUUGACACCUGAAGGUGAGCUGUAUGACAAAAGUGUUGUUCCAGGUAACGACGACAAUGACAUUCUCAACUCCAUGAACAUGAAACGCGAGAGCAAAGUCUACUCCUUCAAGGAACAGCUCGAGGAACAGCAGCUCCGCCGCGAGUUGUACGAAAAACGUAAGCGCGAGGGGAAAAUAAAGGAACAAAAGUUGACACCGAAGCAAGAGGAAGCUUUGAAGGCACAAACUGCCAAAGAAAACGCGAUAAGAAAACGUCUUGCGGGUUUGUUUGAUAAAAUAACACGAGUUGUCUCAAUAGUAAACGGAUUGUCUCGUGGAAAUCCUCAAGAACUGUCUCUGUACUUCCGGGAAUUACUUCCAGUCUUGUUGAAAAAUCUUUCAUCACCACUGGCAGCUCCGACGGUGUCCCAACUGUACCUGGAUCUCCAGAAAAUAGUCGUGCUGGUCUCGGUGAAAAACGCGCCGCUGCGCGAUCUCGUGGCUCACGUGACUCUGCGUCAGCAGCAGCCGCAGUGCGACCUGGACCCUGCUUGGGAAGAAGAGGAGCUCGAGAAAGCCAUCAAUAGGACACUGGCUGCCAUUCACACUUGCACGGUAAAACAGAAGCUUUUGUUCAAUGCCCCGGGUUUCUGUUACUGCUUUCCCUUCAUCGCGAACACUCUGCUCACCUGGAAGGACGAGACCAUGACGACCCAGGGUCUCCAGGUGAUUCAAGAGCACGCGAAGCAACGUGGUGAUGAAGAUAAUUGGAAAGAUCUGCGGCACCCGCGACUCCUGCCUCGCAAGCAGAUGCUGGACUUGUUGAUCGAGUUGAUGAGCUCGACGACAGGCCGCGUUCAGUCUCAUGCCGUCGCCACUUUCCUUGACGUGGCCUACUCUGGCGAUGGAACACCUGGUACUGCGUUGACUAGUCCUGAAGAAGUCAAUUCCCUCAUUGGCGCUCUAGAAAAUCCACUGGCUGCUGUCCGCGACGCUGCAUUGCGUGCGCUGAUGAUUGUGCGCAAGAGUUUUCCUACAGAGGACUCUGACUACGAGCAAUUAUUGCGUCUCACCAGACGAGUUUGGAUCGCCAAGUUUGACGUCGCUGACGAAAAUAAAAUUCUCGCGAACGAGAUCUGGGAAGCGGCUGAAUUUUCAGCAAACGGUGAAAUCCUCUGCGAUGAACUGAUCCAAGACGUCGCUCAUCCAGUCGAAGCAGUCCAACAGGCUACAGCUCAUGCUCUUGCGCAUUUGCUUACAGACAAUACGCACUUGGUACCUGGAAUACUGGAUAGUUUAUUGAAGCUGUACAAAGAAAAGCUGGCGAUGAUCCCGCCGAAGAUGAACGACUUUGGUCGGGUCGUGGAACAGCCCGUAGACAUCUGGGGACCAAGACGCGGAGUCGCUCUAGCUCUGGCUCAACUCGCGCCUCUCUUAACUCCCGAGACAAUAAAUCAGCUGAUUCAGUUCUUCGUGUCAACGGGUCUAGGUGACAGAAAUCCAUCAGUACGCCAGGAAAUGCUGACUGCAGCUCUGGCAGCCGUUGACCAGCACGGGAAAGACAAUAUCACAUCUCUGCUGCCAGUCUUCGAGGACUUUAUGGACAAAGCGCCUAAAAUCGGGAGCUUCGACGCCAUCAAGCAGUCGGUUGUCAUUCUCAUGGGCUCGUUGGCCAGGCACUUGGACAAAGACGACCCCCGAAUAAAACCCAUCGUCAUGAGACUCAUCGCCGCGCUAUCGACACCUUCCCAGCAGGUCCAAGAAGCCGUUGCCAACUGUCUACCUCACCUGGUUCCUUCAAUAAAAGAAGACGCUCCAAGGAUCGUCGACAAUCUCAUGGAUCAGUUGCUCAAGUCUGAUAAAUAUGGAGAGAGGAAGGGCGCAGCCUACGGGCUCGCGGGAAUAAUAAAAGGAAUGGGUAUUCUAGCUCUCAAGCAGCUGGACAUCAUGACCAAGCUGACUAACGCUAUUCAAGAUAAAAAAAAUUACAGACACCGUGAAGGCGCGCUUUUUGCAUUCGAAAUGCUCUGCACCAUGCUGGGAAGACUCUUCGAGCCCUACAUUGUCCACGUCCUCCCGCACUUGCUGCUCUGCUUUGGGGAUGCCAGUCAAUAUGUCAGAACUGCCACCGAUGAUACUGCGAGAGUGGUUAUGAGCAAACUCUCCGCUCAUGGUGUCAAGCUCGUGCUCCCCAGUCUUCUCGCUGCUCUAGAAGAAGACUCUUGGCGUACUAAAACAGGAUCCGUGGAACUUCUUGGAGCAAUGGCGUACUGCGCACCGAAACAAUUAAGCAGCUGUCUACCGUCGAUAGUACCCAAGUUAAUAGAAGUCUUGAGUGAUUCCCACACGAAAGUCCAAGAAGCCGGAGCAGAAGCACUGAAAGUUAUCGGAAGUGUCAUAAGAAACCCCGAGAUCCAAGCCAUAGUCCCAGUGCUGCUCAAAGCACUUCAAGAUCCCUCGCGCAAGACCGCGAUGUGCUUGCAGACACUCCUCGACACCCAGUUCGUCCACUUCAUCGACGCCCCCUCACUAGCUCUGAUCAUGCCUGUGGUCCAGCGCGCGUUCAUGGACCGAUCAACAGAGACACGUAAGAUGGCCGCUCAAAUUAUUGGCAACAUGUACUCGCUGACUGAUCAAAAAGAUCUGACCCCAUACUUACCGACGAUCAUCCCCGGGUUGAAGACGAGUCUUUUGGACCCAGUACCAGAAGUUCGUUCGGUCUCAGCUCGCGCCUUGGGUGCGAUGGUCCGCGGAAUGGGUGAGUCGAGCUUCGAGGACCUCCUGCCCUGGCUGAUGCAGACACUGACCUCGGAGACGAGCAGCGUGGAUCGAUCAGGAGCCGCUCAAGGUCUUUCUGAAGUCGUAAGAGGUCUGGGUGUAGAGAAACUCCAUAAACUGAUGCCCGAGAUCAUCAGCACUGCAGAGCGAACUGACAUCGCGCCCCACGUCAAAGACGGCUACAUAAUGAUGUUCAUUUACAUGCCCAACGCAUUCACCACCGAGUUCACUCCCUACAUCGGGCAAAUAAUAAACCCAAUCCUCAAAGCCCUCGCCGACGAGAACGAAUACGUCAGAGAGACUGCUCUGAGAGCUGGACAACGUAUCGUUACUCUUUACGCAGACUCUGCUAUCAUGUUGCUGCUCCCAGAACUUGAACGCGGACUUUUUGAUGACAACUGGCGAAUUCGUUACUCCUCGGUUCAGCUCCUGGGAGAUUUGUUGUACCGCAUAUCUGGAGUUUCCGGUAAAAUGUCUACGGAGACAGCCAGCGAGGAUGACAACUUUGGUACGGAGCAGUCGCAUCACGCGAUAAUAAAUGCACUAGGCGCUGAAAGAAGGAACCGAGUGCUAGCCGGACUCUACAUGGGUAGAUCAGACGUCGCCCUGAUGGUCCGUCAAGCAGCUCUCCACGUCUGGAAGGUCGUCGUCACCAACACUCCGCGCACGCUACGAGAAAUUCUUCCCACGCUCUUCAGUCUCUUGCUUGGAUGCCUUGCAAGCACCAGCUACGACAAACGUCAAGUUGCUGCGCGCACUCUAGGAGAUCUCGUGAGAAAAUUAGGCGAGCGCGUACUCCCAGAAAUAAUUCCUAUCUUAGAACGCGGACUUCAAAGCGACCAACCUGACCAACGUCAAGGUGUCUGUAUCGGUUUGUCUGAAAUAAUGGCCAGCACCAGCAAAGACAUGGUUCUGACAUUUGUAAACAGCCUUGUCCCCACUGUCCGCAAAGCUCUGAGCGAUCCACUACCAGAAGUUCGUCAAGCUGCAGCGAAAACCUUCGACAGCUUGCACUCAACAGUUGGAUCCCGUGCUCUGGAUGAUAUUCUCCCACUGAUGUUGGUUCAGCUCAACUCUCCAGAUCCUCAGGAAGCUGAAAAUACCCUCGACGGUCUCCGGCAAGUGAUGGCAAUUAAAUCACGAGUAGUUCUACCUUACCUCGUUCCCCAACUGACCAGCACUCCAGUGAACACUAAAGCGCUCUCUAUACUUGCGAGCGUAGCCGGAGAAGCUCUCACUCGCUACCUCCACAAAAUUUUACCCGCCCUCCUGAUGGCGCUAUCCAGUGCCCAAGGAUCAGCUAACGAAGCCCAAGAACUCGAGUACUGUCAAGCCGUAGUUCUGUCCAUCACCGACGAGGUUGGAGUCCGCACAGUAAUGGACCAACUGAUGGACGCGACCAAAGCCGACGAUUCUUCAAGACGUCGCGGUGCCGCGACACUACUCUGCGCAUUUUGCAGAGACACUCGUGCUGAUUACAGUCAGUACGUUCCACAGUUGCUGCGUGGUCUGAUUCAUCUCUUCACCGACGACGACAAGGAAGUUUUACAAAAAAGCUGGGAAGCUCUGUCCGCAGUGACGAAAACUCUUGAAUCAGAUCAACAGAUCGCGCAUCUAGGGGACAUUCGCCAAGCAGUUCGCUUCGCAGCUUCUGACCUCAAAGGUCAAGAUCUACUUCCUGGAUUCUGUUUGCCCAAAGGUAUCACCCCCAUUCUCCCAAUCUUCCGCGAAGCGAUUCUCAAUGGACUACCCGAAGCUAAAGAACAAGCAGCCCAAGGUCUCGGGGAAGUCAUAAAAUUAACCAGCGCAGCAGCAUUGCAGCCUAGUGUUGUCCACAUAACUGGACCCCUUAUUCGUAUUCUCGGCGACCGGUUCAACUGGAGUGUCAAGGCCGCGGUGCUUGAAACCCUCGCGAUCUUACUCGGCAAAGUCGGUGUCAUGCUCAAGCAGUUUCUUCCCCAGCUGCAGACAACUUUCUUGAAGGCUCUCAAUGACAGCAACCGGCAGGUCCGGCUCAAGGCCGCCUACGCCCUGAGCAACCUCAUCGUGAUCCACACCCGCGCGGACCCUCUGUUCGCUGAACUUCACACUGCCAUCAAGAACUCAGACGACCCGGCGAUACGCGAGACGAUGCUCCAGGCUCUGAGAGGCGUCAUCACUCCAGCGGGUGAUAAAAUGACCGACGUCAUGAGGAAGCAAGUCUUCAAUACCCUCAGCUCGAUGCUCGGACACCCGGAAGACAUUACAAGGAACGCCGCCGCUGGAUGCUACGGUGCGCUUCUGCGGUGGUUAACUCCAGAGCAACUAAGUGCGGCUUUCAACGAGCAUUUAUUCAACCAUGAUCUUAACGCCGACUGGCAGCUACGUCACGGAAGAUCCACGGCUUUGUUUGUCGUUUUGAAAGAGUCUGCGUCAACUGUUUAUGUCCCCAAGGAACAAGAACGUGUUUGCAAGAUUAUUUUGUCUUACUUACAAGCCGACAGGGUACAGAUUACGAUGAAUGGCAUCCGAGCUUGUGGGUAUUUGUUCCAGUAUCUUAUGAACGAGGGAUUGCCCAUUCCACAGACUAUUCUUACGCCUUUUGUUCGGUCGAUGAACAACAACAGCAAUGAAGUGAAGCAAUUAUUGGCCCGAGUGUGCAUUCAUUUGGCCCGAAAUAUACCACCAGAAAGAAUGUCAGGAGAUUUAUUAAAAUCUUUAUUGCCGAUGCUUGUAAAUGGAACUAAAGAGAAAAAUGGAUAUGUAAAAGCAAACAGUGAAUUGGCACUUAUUGCUGUGCUCAGACUAAAAACAGGCGACGAAGAACAUCAGCGAUGUGUUGCGCUCCUGGAUCCGGGUGCCCGCGAAUCUUUAUCGGACGUCGUAAGCAAAGUCUUGCGCAAAGUAUUGUCACAACCAGAAGGCAAAAUGGAAGAGCUAGACGAUACUUUACUCACGUGAGAAUUAUUUAAACUCUCGGGGCUCAUUCGCUUAUCCCGACUUAAAUAUAAAUAUAAAAAAUUAAAUAACAUUAAAAUAUC
Microplitis demolitor is the source of this 8055-nucleotide messenger RNA. It is a transcript of the gene l(3)80Fj, whose product is annotated as eIF-2-alpha kinase activator GCN1. Lineage: Eukaryota; Metazoa; Arthropoda; Insecta; Hymenoptera; Braconidae. The record is from RefSeq and is a predicted model, not a curated record. Gene Ontology annotation, cellular component: cytosol. The transcript is spliced from 7 exons. Gene Ontology annotation, biological process: regulation of translation; cellular response to amino acid starvation. Gene Ontology annotation, molecular function: protein kinase regulator activity. Bases 32 to 7975 code for a protein of 2647 amino acids.